AUGACUGCGGCAUCUGAGGCACCAGGCCACUUUGACACGCUGAGCAAGGAUGAGGAGGCCAAGCUGAAGGAGAUUUGGAUGCACAUGCUGAGAUUCUGGGGCACGCCGGUCACGGUGUCUGAACAGCGUCCUGCUGCUCAGUCCCGGUCGUCGACGAAGGCGUCGCUGAACGGGUCGUUGAGCGAGGAUAAGCCGAAGAAGAAGAAGUUUGGGUUCCUGCGUAAGGGCAAGAAGUCACACAGCUCGCAUAGUGAAGAACAGGAGCUCGCGUUGACGACGACGAGAACGAGGGAAUCGAUUGAGUCGGGAUACACGCACAAGAUGAUCCAUGAGUCGCUGAAAGAUUUACAGCCGGAUGACAUCUACAAGAACUUUUGGGAGUUUUUAAGAACAGAUACGCCGGACAACUUGAUGCUGAGAUUCCUGAGGGCCAGAAAAUGGGAUACCGAUAAGACAAUGGCCAUGUUCAGCUCAACGUUACACUGGAGGGCCAAGGAGAGUAACGUUGACCAGCUGCUGUGGGAGGGUGAUCUGAAACCGUUCCAGGAAGACGCCAAUUCAGGGUUUAUCCUACAGUUGAAGUUGUCGAAGGCAUACUUUAGGGGUGUUGACCGUGAAGGGAGACCAAUUGUCGUCAUUAGACCUAGAUUGCACCACGCAAACGAACAGACUGAGAAAGACUUGGAAAGAUACACCUUACUUGUCAUUGAGAUCUGCAGAUUGGUCUUGCAAGAGCCAGUCGACUCUGCGUCCAUUAUCUUUGACAUGUCAGGGUUCUCCUUGGCCAAUAUGGAGUAUGCUCCGGUGAAAUUCAUGGUUGGUGUCUUUGAGGCCCAUUACCCUGAAUCCCUGGGUAGACUAUUCAUCCACAAGGCCCCAUGGGUGUUCCCACCGAUUUGGAACAUCAUCAAGAACUGGUUGGAUCCCGUCGUUGCAUCCAAGAUCCAUUUCACCAAGAACUUGAAAGAUUUGGAGAAGCACAUCGAGAACAAGUGGAUUCCAAAGGACAUUGACGGUGGUGAUCAAUUCCAGCCAACUUGGAUCGAACCAAACCCUGAAGAUGACAAGCUGAUGUUGGACACAGAGACAAGGGAUAAGAUCAAAAAGGAGCGUGAAGAGUUGGUCCAGCAGUUCAUCGACGCCACGGUAAGAUGGAUCGAAUCUACAAACGAUGAGGAGAACAACAAGUGGAGAGAAGAGAAGCGCAAAUUGGGUAAGGCAUUGGCUGCAAAUUACAUCCGUUUGGACCCAUAUAUCAGAUCAAAGAAUAACUUUGAUAGAAUGGGAUUAUGGAGAAUGUUACCAUGGCAAUCGACAAAGAUUAAUACCCAUACUGAGGUGUUCAAGUGUCCAUCGACGGCCAGAAUGGAGAUAUCCCGUGUGAUACGACAGUUCCAGGACCCGUCGCUCAAGGCUACGGAUGUUUUAUCAGAAGUGGACCAUCUACCCAUAAGGGAACAAGGGCUGUCGUCCAAUGACUUGGUGAUUCUCAUUGGAGUGCUCACUGAUGCGAGUUCAGCACUGACAUCUGGCCAGAGGAGCAGGAUCAUACGGUCGUUUCUGUACUUCAAGGGACAGGUGCCCAAGGAAUGUGUUUACAUGAUCUGUUCCUCGUUAGGUAAUUCAAUUACCAGCAAGAAGAAGAUAUCGCAUGGGGUGCAAAGCGCAUUAUUGACAUGGCUAAUAGCCGUGUAUGCUUUCAUUGAACCUGAAGUGAUUGAUAGAAUAUACGGGCUGCUGUUCAAUUACUUGGAGUACUCGUAUAUUCGGCCACAAGUUGCGCAUCUUCUAUUCUUAGCGACAAAGAGACAUCACGUCACAGAGGUUAGGAUAAACAGGCUGCUCAAGCUGCACCAGAAGAGCUCGUCAGAGCAUAUAAUCGCACUAGCACUAUCAUACAGGGAAUAUAAAUAUCAGGAUAUCCUGGACACCUUCCCGAGGGUGAAGAGCUCGGUGUUCCGUCACCCAGAUGAAAUGUACUUGAACGAACUCAUAAAACUCAGAGGCGGAGAUUCCAGUGCUGUGAAACAGGAACUGAUGUAUAUGGACCAAUUUAGUACGCAACUGAAACGCAGAAAGCAGCAGUCAGCUUUCAACAGGAUCAAUUAUAGACCAUCAACUUCGACAAUGUGCUUGCAAAACGUUACAAACACAGCAGAAUUUGUUCAAUGCCUGGACACUUUGGAAUUGUCCAAAGAUUGGGGUUUAGUCCUAGGAGACUCAUCAAACUUCUCUCUUAUCCUUUUAGCACUGAGACAUGACCCACAUGAGCUUCAAGGAUUGAACAAUUGGAUUGCUGUGCUACUAAGAGACUUCCUCUUUACUCCACGUUCACAGCAGAGAACUCUGCUGGAGAACUUACAAAGAUAUGUGUUAUUCACAGGUGAAGUCCCAUCAGCAGUCCUGGAGUUCCUGCUAAACAACGAAGAUGUUUCAUCCUUGAUUAAAGAGCAUGGCUCUUUUAUAUGGAGUUUCUUUGAAACCUUGGGGUCUUCAAACAUGAACGAUUUGGAAUCACUGGUGGAUAAAUACAACAAAUCUUGUUUCAAUUGGGAAAUAUCAUGCAUUUGUGAGUAUCUAGAGUCACUAGCAAGACUGCUGAGAAGGGCAUUUGAAAUAGGAGACCAAGUUUCAAGGUUUUCGGCAAUCCUCCACAGUGUUAUUAGAUCGAUCCCUAAGAUCUUACAAGUGACACAGUACAGUGGAGUUGUUGGUUUAUCUGUCAUUGGGUUUAUCAGAUUUUUCCAAACGGUGAAGAAUAAGGACACUCUCAGAGUGGAGGAUAUUGUACUGCCACAGUCCAUCAUCUACACUUUGUUGUUUAUGGAUAAUCCAGUAAUAUUCUCAGAGGUUUGCAGCCACUUGAACUUCUGCAAAUCUAUACUGAAGGAUGCAGAGCCAUCAGUUGAAGUGACAGCAUUGACAAAUCUUCAUAACUCCUAUGUUGUGGAUAUCUGUAAUCUCACAUGGAGAAACAAGGCUUUCGAGCUUGGGAAGAACUCACAGACGGCAUGUGGACUGAGCCUUGCCUUUACGUCGUCGUUUGCAAAUAACUUCCCACUAUUUGAUAGUCAUUCAAACUUUAGAUCCUUGUUCAACUUACACCAUGCUCCAGCUUUUGCAUCAAUCACUGCUCGAAUCUUAAGACAGAUCGAAGACAACGAGCCAGAGUGUGAAACUAGGCAUGAAGGUCCACUUACAGCAACCUCUGUAGUGGAGUUAUUGGAAUCUGAGGAUUCCAAGUGGUUAACAACAGAUUAUGAGAGCUUGAGAGUGGACAUACUGAAGGAACUCGGAAAGCUAGGGUAUGUUGGACUUGCGGAUCUAUUAUUCUCCCACCUGAAAAGUCUAGUGGAUAAGCGUUGA
Molecule: messenger RNA, 3366 nt
Organism: Williopsis jadinii
Lineage: Eukaryota; Fungi; Ascomycota; Saccharomycetes; Phaffomycetales; Wickerhamomycetaceae
Gene: CSR1
Product: Csr1p
Exons: 4
Coding region: 1-3366 (1121 amino acids)
Cellular component (GO): kinetochore
Source: RefSeq, a predicted model, not a curated record